Messenger RNA from Aaosphaeria arxii CBS 175.79, 997 nucleotides. RefSeq lists its product as uncharacterized. Bases 126 to 797 code for a protein of 223 amino acids. The transcript is spliced from 2 exons. The record is from RefSeq and is a predicted model, not a curated record. Gene Ontology annotation, molecular function: acyltransferase activity, transferring groups other than amino-acyl groups. NCBI's taxonomy places the organism in Eukaryota, Fungi, Ascomycota, Dothideomycetes, Pleosporales.
CGUACUACUUUUACCAUGCAUGAUUACCUUGCUCAAGUAACGUUGUCCCGUUCCGAUAUUUAUGUUCUUGAACGCAUGUUCAAGCCAAAUUGUAUCCAACCCUUCCUUUUCCAGCCUCAUAUGCAAUGGCUCAUAAAAUUUUCCCAGUCGAGUCCAGCGAUAUUCCAUGGCUUGUGCGACACUGCGAUUACCCCGCGAUGCGCGAAAAUCCCCUCACCAUCGCGAUGUUUCCAAACUCAAAUCCCAAAACCGAAGAAGAGGAGAUUAUGUGGCAUACUGGAGGCCUUCAAGAUAGUUUUCACAGUGCAUCGGAAUCAUCGUGGAUAAAGGUCUGCAAUGAUAAGAUGGAGCCUGUUGGAUUUGCCAUUUGGUUUCUGGGCAAACCUUUCCCUGCUGUUCGCACUACGGAUGCAAAGAGAGACGAGGCUGAAGGAGUCAAAGCCCCUACAACUUUAGAUGGUCAUGCAUGGAGGACUAUGUCUGAUGAUCUACGCCUAGAAAAAGAUCGAGUACUUAAUGAUCGACCAGACGUGUGCAGACUCACUAUGCUGUCUGUGAAUCCAGACUACCAACGUCAAGGCUAUGGAACGUCCCUUGUAGGUUGGGGUUGUCGGCAAGCAGACCGUGCUCAUAGAACUAUUUUUGUGAUGGCAUCACCUGCAGCUGUAGGGUUCUAUGAAAAAUUCGGCUUCAAGACUCAAGGGCAAGUCUGGACGUGUCACGGAACUUUCAAGAGCAUGUUGAGAGAGCCGGAAGAAUGCGAUCACCACCUGAACAACUUUGUAUCUAGUAAGUAAUAUUAUAUUAUUUAAUAAUCAAUAUUAUAGGAAUAAGGCAAAGACAUGUGAAAUAUUUUUAAUGUUUUGUUACUAUGCCCUCGAUAAUAUCCCUGUAGUCAGUCAAACAACCUUCUAAGCCCUCCCCAGGCUAUUUCCGGGGUUAGCGAAAAGAUGAGGGGUCGUAGCGAACCCAGCCUCGCGAUGAUGUCUUAAAGGAU